AUUUACAUGUCUAAUAAUUAAACAUUCAAAGAUUUUCCAAAUUAAAGCCAUAUUGAAUUAAAAUUUAAUACAAAAGAUCAGCAUGGAUUGGAAAGAGAAGAAGCCUUACAAAAGUACAGAAGAAAUGUAAUUAUAGAUAAUUUGACAAUUUAGAUUAAUUUACUUACUAAAAUAUUUGCAUAUGAUGUAGACCAACCAGAAUCGGAGAAAUAAAAUGAUAUUUUUUAAUCAGAAAAACAAAAUGGACAAUAUCAAAUAAAGACUCAUCUUUUAGAAAGCAUGAGAUCAUCUUUAAUUCAUUUAUAAAAUAGGCAUAAAGACACUAUCGAAUAAUUUAAAAAACGAAACGAAUUAUUUAAAUAACGAAUCAACGAAGAUAGUAAAAUAAAUACUCAGGAAGAAUUUUAAUAGUUCAUAAAUGAAUUACAAUCUGAAGAUUUGUUAUGUGAUUCUCAUCCAUUUCUAGAUAAAAGAUCUUCAUUUUAUAUGUAAACAAAUCUUUAAUAGCCAAUUUAAGUAUGAAAUGAAUAAUUUAUUUUUAGAUAAGUUAAGAAUAAUGUUUAGAGUUGAAAGAACAAUUAAAGGAUGAUUAAUGUAUUCUUCUAAGUUGA
Molecule: messenger RNA, 611 nt
Organism: Paramecium sonneborni
Lineage: Eukaryota; Ciliophora; Oligohymenophorea; Peniculida; Parameciidae
Source: the annotation of a GenBank genome assembly